AUGAAGCCCACGAUUGAUCCCGAGAAUGGAUUCGAGUUCGAUUACUUCGAGAAGCUCGAACAGGAAUAUAUGUGCUGCUGCAGAGCGGUGCAUGUAAAACAAGGCUCCCUGAUGAUCGGAGUGGUCUCUUCAGUACUCGUACUCUACUCACUGCUCUCUUUGCUUAUUACUACCACUGUUUUCACAAAGUCCGAGUACGUCCAAUUGGCAGUAUUAAUGUUCGACGUCCUCGCAAUCUCAUGUCUAUUCCACGGAAUCCGAAUCGAAAGCCACAAGUUGCUACUGCCCUACUUGUUGUACAUGGUAAGAAUUAUUCUAUUUCAUCCUUUUUCUCCCUUACUUUUCUGCCUUAUAUUCAAAACUAACUUAUUAAAUUUUCAGUUCAACAUGUCAUCCCUUCUCCUGGCCGCUCUUUGCAUGGGCAUCUACACUUUCUUGUAUCCAAAACAAACCAGUGGCUACCAAAUUUCGAGUGGGCUCUUCGACAACCCGCAACUCGAUUAUCGGGCGGUUCAAGUCGCCGGUUUAUUCGUAAUGAUCUCCUGCUUAAUUGUAAUGGUCCUCGCUUUAUGGUGGAUGUAUGUUGUUUGGAGGUGUUUCAUCUACUUGAAAACCCUGAACAACAAACGAGAUCAUGUGGAGAUGCAUGAGAAAGCGAAGUACAUGCCAAAGACCUACUUUGGCGAUGGCCAGCAUUAA
Bursaphelenchus xylophilus (pine wood nematode) is the source of this 699-nucleotide messenger RNA. NCBI's taxonomy places the organism in Eukaryota, Metazoa, Nematoda, Chromadorea, Rhabditida, Aphelenchoididae. The record is from the annotation of a GenBank genome assembly.